Molecule: messenger RNA, 16468 nt
Organism: Brassica napus (rape)
Lineage: Eukaryota; Viridiplantae; Streptophyta; Magnoliopsida; Brassicales; Brassicaceae
Product: midasin-like
Exons: 60
Coding region: 159-16283 (5374 amino acids)
Biological process (GO): ribosomal large subunit assembly; rRNA processing
Cellular component (GO): nucleus; preribosome, large subunit precursor
Molecular function (GO): ATP hydrolysis activity; ATP binding
Source: RefSeq, a predicted model, not a curated record
CUUUUCGAGUCGAACAAAAAAGCUUAAAGGGUUCUCUUAAACCCUUAAACCUACGCCGCCUCCUCCUCCUCCUUCUCCCAAAACAAUUUUGCUCUCUCUCGCUGUGUCGAAAUUAACACAUAAACCCUACUCUCUAGCCUCUUCUGCAACAGGUUUCGAUGGCUAUUGACGGGAGUUUCAAUCUCAAACUCGCGUUGGAGACGUUUUCUGAACGUUGCCCCAAAGUCGCAGCUUUUCCAUUUUUCAAUUCGAUUCUCAGCAAGGGAGGAGAAGUGGUGGAUAACGAGGAAGUGAUUAAUGUUUUGUCUGAUGUGUUUCUUCACCCGGAGCUUACCAUUCCUUUGGUUCAUUACUUUCUUCCCAUUAUAAGAAGAGUUGUUGAUAGAGUGGUGGGUCUUCUCCACCUAGUGGGUGAUCUCAGCUCAAGUAGUGACUACUCGGACGAUGUGUCAGUCUUGGAAAAUGCGUUGAAGGAAGGUGUUAGUGUCAUUGACUUUUACGUUCGGCGUGGACAAAGGCUGGAGCUUCACGAGUGUGCUUGCUUGGCUUUCAGUCGUGCUCUUCAUCUAAACACGUCCUUGCUAGGGUCUAUUCUAAGUUAUUUUAAGAAAGCUCCACCACCAUACGAGCGGAUUCUUGUGAAAGAAAUCAUUUCUGAGUCGCAGAUGGAGGCUACUACAGCUGCAUACUUGCUUUGUCUUCAAGUAGCCUAUCGUUUUCUGGUUAUUAGACCUGAGGUUUUCUCCAAGCUGUGGGAUUGGUCCUGUUACUUGGAGUCCAUGAAAAAGCUCUCAGACUGCCCGAGCCAGAGAAGAGAUUUUGUGGAAAAGCAUCGAGAGGCUGUGUGGUGUGGGAUACAGAUUCUGUCUGUUGUUUUAAGAUGCACUGACAGAAUGGCAGGAUGUUACGGUUUUGAAGGAGAGGAAGCAUUCUCAUACUUGCUACGCUGGGAAGAAUUUUGUCAGGAUAUAGAAAUAGAAAAGGCUGGAUCAUACAUUCAGUUGCCAACAUACAAGGGGUUGAGGUCUUUUCAAGAUUUUAGUACCCUUGCACCUGGGAUUCACAAGCGACAAUCAGCAGGAGUGGAAGAAAAGGAGCCGUUGAUGAAGAUCCGAAGGCUGGACACCUGGGAUGUCAAAUCUUUCGCUGAACCAUUUGAAAUUCACUCUAGGGUGAAGAAAUCAUUUGAAAUGGUCUCAUUGGCUGUUAGUCAAAAACGACCUGUUCUUCUGUACGGUCCCUCGGGCUCUGGAAAGUCUGCCCUCAUUAGAAGAUUGGCUGAUGAGAGUGGUAACCAGGUUGUGUUUAUCCACAUGGAUGAUCAACUUGACGGGAAAACGUUGGUUGGCACUUAUGUGUGUACUGAUCAACCUGGAGAAUUUAAAUGGCAGCCUGGCUCACUUACCCAGGCUAUUAUGAAUGGUUUCUGGGUGGUUCUUGAGGACAUAGACAAAGCUCCAUCAGAUGUCCCCCUUGUCUUGUCACCUUUGCUGGGAGGCUCAUGCUCAUUUGUGACCAGCCAUGGAGAGGUGAUACAGAUAGCAGAGAGUUUCCAACUGUUUUCAACCAUAUCCACACCCGAAUGCAGUGUAUCACACAUCAGGGAAGCUGGAAAUUCUCUAAGUCCUCUUUGGAGGAGAAUUGUUGUUUAUCCACCAGAUCGUGAAAGCUUGCAAAAUAUUGUGGGUGCUCGGUAUCAGAACCUGAUGCCUAUUGCAGAUAAACUUAUUGAAACUUAUGAAAAAGUCAACUCUGCUCUUCGUCCCCAGUUUUCUAGUUCGACAACUGAAAACUCAGCUACAUUCAGUUCUCCAAGUAGAUUUUCACUAAGAGAUUUGCUCAAGUUGUGUGAACGCGUUCAGGGUCUGCCCUCGUAUGAUGGUCAUGCAAUUUCUCAGGAGGCAGCAGAUAUAUUCUCUGCUUCUUAUAUGUCAACUCAAAAUCGAGUGACAGUAAGUGAAAUCGUGGCUAGCGUUUGGAAUGUUCCUGUUCCAGGAUCUCAUCAUAAGCCCCCAAUUCAGGAACUUUCUAAAACACUUAAAAUUGGCAGAGUUUCUCUACCACUUGGCGAAACUGCGUCACAUGACCGGUCGAGGUUUGUUGAAACACGCACAUCCACACGGUUACUUGAGAAAAUAGCCCGAUCUGUUGAGUACAACGAGCCAGUUCUCUUAGUAGGAGAAACAGGGACAGGGAAAACUACUCUAGUUCAAAAUCUUGCACAGUGGAUCGGACAGAAACUCACAGUUUUGAACUUGAGCCAGCAAAGUGAUAUAGUUGAUCUAUUGGGAGGUUUUAAGCCUAUUGAUGCAAAGCUUAUGUGCAAAAUGUUGUACAAUGAAUUCAUUGAAUUGGGAAGAAAUUCACAGAUGAAGGAUAAUUCAGACGUUAUGACGUGGCUACGAAAAAACUUUAGAGCUAAGAAGUGGGAAACAUUUUUGCGAGGGUUAAAGAAAACUAUUGACCAUCACGUUAAAAAUGGGGAAGAAAGGUCUAGGUCUGGUAGGAAGAGGAAGAAACCGGAAGUGAUUGAGAAUUGGACUCGUCUGUCCAAAAAGGUGGAGAAGAUUCAUCAACAGAUUUGUUCAGGUGGAAUGGUUUUUAAAUUUGUCGAAGGUGCAUUUGUGACUGCCCUCAGGGAGGGGUAUUGGGUUUUACUAGAUGAAGUAAACUUAGCACCACCGGAGAUAUUGGGCAGGCUUACUGGUGUUCUUGAAGGAGUGAGAGGAUCACUUUGUUUAGCUGAGAGAGGGGAUGUAAUGGGCAUUCCUAGACAUUCGAAUUUCCGUUUGUUUGCCUGUAUGAAUCCAGCCACGGAUGCUGGUAAGCGAGACUUGCCGUUCUCCUUCCGUAGCAGAUUUACAGAGUAUGCUGUGGAUGAUGACUUGUGUGACGAUGACCUGGAGAUAUUUGUGAGGCGAUUCUUAGGUGGACGUGAAUCUGACAGUAAGUUAGUGGGCAACAUUGUUUGCUUUUACAAAGAAGCUAGAAGGUUAUCUGAAGAAUGCUUGCAGGACGGUGCUAAUCAGAAGCCACAGUAUAGCUUAAGGUCUCUUUACCGAGCGCUAGAGUAUGCGAUUAAAGCAGAAGGUAUUGGCGGAUUUCAGAAAGCAUUAUAUGAUGGAUUUUCCAUGUUUUUCCUCUCCUUAUUAGAUUCUUCCAGUGCGAAGAUCAUGAAACCACUCAUAGAACUUAUCUCAAAGGAAAGUAGCCGAGCCCAACCACUUCAAAGAUACUUGGGAGAAUUAAAGGGCAGUUCUGAUGAAUCUGUCAAGAAAUAUGUUAAGACGAAGAGCGUGAUUGAACACCUUCAUCAUCUGGCUCAUGCCAUUUUUGUCAAAAGAUAUCCUGUUCUCUUACAAGGACCAACAUCCAGUGGAAAAACAAGCCUUGUCAAAUAUCUUGCAGCGUUAAGUGGAAACAUAUUUGUUCGAAUCAAUAAUCACGAGCAGACUGAUAUCCAAGAAUAUUUGGGUUCCUAUAUGACUGAUUCUUCAGGGAAGCUUGUAUUUCAUGAAGGAGCGCUGGUGAAGGCAGUCAGGGAUGGUCAUUGGAUUGUCUUAGAUGAACUAAAUUUGGCCCCAUCUGACGUCUUAGAGGCACUAAACAGACUGCUUGAUGACAAUAGGGAGCUUUUUGUACCUGAGUUGGGUGAAACAAUCUCAGCGCAUCCUAACUUCAUGCUCUUCGCUACACAGAACCCUCCUGCUUCAUAUGGUGGACGCAAAAUACUGUCUCGAGCUUUUCGUAACCGUUUUGUGGAGAUUCAUGUUGAUGAGAUUCCAGAAGAUGAACUGAGCGAAAUUCUUUUUGAGAAGUGUGAGAUUGCAAAGAGUCACGCUACGAAGAUUGUUGAAGUGAUGAAAGACUUGCAGCGCAACAGGCAGAGUAGCAAAGCUUUUGCUGGAAAACAUGGAUAUAUAACUCCAAGAGAUCUAUUCCGGUGGGCAGAUCGUUUUAGGACUUAUGGAGGUAAAUCAAAUGAAGAACUCGCCAGAGAAGGGUAUUACCUCCUUGCAGAAAGGCUGCGUGAUGAUAGUGAGAAGCUAGUUGUUCAAGAGGUGCUGGAAAGACAUUUCCGGGUCAGUCUUGCAAAAGAUGAUGUGUACAAAGAGGAGCUUCUAAAGCUGGAACAGCCAUUUUCCAUGAAAAACGAAACAGUUAGCUGGACUCGAAGUAUGUGGAGACUAUUUUUUCUCAUCGAACGUUCUUAUAAACUGCGUGAGCCUGUUCUUCUUGUUGGUGAAACUGGCGGAGGCAAAACAACAAUCUGCCAACUACUAAGCGAGUAUAAGAAGCUAAGGUUGCACAUCCUUAACUGUCAUCAAUACACAGAAACAUCUGAUUUCCUUGGGGGGUUCUUUCCUGUAAGAGACAGAUCCAAAUUAGUUAAGGAAUACGAGAAUCAAGUCGAGCACUUGAAGCUAUCUGAGGCAUUGGUACCUUUUAGUCAAGAUAUUGACUUUUCUGCAGAUAUUGGUAGAGCUGAAGUGUUGAUCAAAUCAAUAGAUGCAAUUCUGAAAAAGUACAAAAAUGACUCCGUACUAGGAAUGGAGGUCACACCACUGAAUAUUGAGGUUCUUCAGAACAUGAGGGACACUAUGGUGAUGCUGUAUCAGAAGUGGCGUGCAAUUUUUGUGUGGCAAGAUGGUCCCCUUGUGGAAGCAAUGAGAGCUGGAAAUAUCUUUCUUGUGGAUGAGAUAUCGUUGGCUGAUGAUAGUGUUCUAGAAAGACUGAACAGUGUGUUGGAGCCAGGCAGGAAAUUGUCGUUAGCUGAGAAAGGUGGUCCUGUCUUGGAGGAAGUUGUAGCUGAUGAGAAAUUUUUUGUUCUUGCUACCAUGAAUCCGGGUGGUGAUUAUGGAAAGAAGGAAUUGUCACCUGCACUUCGUAACCGUUUUACUGAGAUAUGGGUCCCUCCUAUUUCAGAGACUGAGGAGCUCAGAAGUAUUGCUUCUUCUGUCCUUAGCAACUCAAAGGAAUCUAAUAUCGUAGAUCCCAUUAUCCACUUCUGGGAAUGGUUUAACCAGUUGCAGACUGGAAGAACGCUUACUGUCAGAGAUCUCCUCUCUUGGGUUGCGUUUGUCAAUGUGAUACAUGAGAGUGUAGGACCAGCAUAUGCUAUUCUUCAUGGAGCUUUUCUCGUGUUACUUGAUGGUUUAAGUCUUGGAACUGGUCUGUCUGGGAGAGAUGGUAAAGAUCUGAGGGAAAAAUGCUUCGCUUUCCUCUUACAACAACUCAAGGUUCUCACUAGCGACACACUCCCUCUGGAUAUUUCAAGAAUGGAGCAAUAUGGCUGGGGUGAUGCCAAAGCAAUUUGUCAAGAAAGCAAGAGUGUUCUGCGCGGAGACAUGUUUGGCAUCGAUCCUUUUUACAUAAGUAAAGGUGAUGAAACUCCUGAAACUGGUGGAUUCGAGUUCUUAGCACCAACCACCUGCAGGAAUGUGUUGAGAGUAUUGCGUGCAAUGCAGCUUUCAAAACCAAUAUUAUUGGAAGGUAGCCCUGGUGUUGGAAAAACAAGUCUAAUAAUGGCGUUGGGUAGAUAUUCUGGCCAUAAGGUUGUGCGCAUAAAUCUUUCAGAGCAGACUGACAUGAUGGAUUUGCUGGGAUCAGAUUUACCUGUUGAAAGCGAUGAGGACAUGAAGUUUGCUUGGUCUGAUGGAAUUCUCUUGCAGGCUCUAAAGGAAGGUUCCUGGGUUUUGUUAGAUGAACUAAAUCUUGCCCCACAAUCCGUUCUAGAAGGUUUGAAUGCCAUUUUGGAUCAUCGUGCUCAAGUCUUCAUCCCAGAACUAGGCUGUACCUUUGAAUGCCCCCCGACGUUUAGAGUUUUUGCAUGUCAGAAUCCUUCUUCUCAAGGUGGUGGUAGGAAAGGUCUUCCCAAGUCUUUCCUUAACCGAUUCACAAAAGUGUAUGUGGACGAGUUAGUUGAAGAUGAUUACCUCUUCAUAUGUCGCUCGCUUUACCCUUCUAUUCCCAGUCCAUUGCUUUCAAAGCUUAUUACUCUCAAUAGACAGCUACAUGAUGGUACUAUGGUAGAUAGAAAAUUCGGUCACGAUGGCUCACCAUGGGAGUUCAAUCUACGUGAUGUGAUCAGAUCAUGUCAAUUUGUGCAAGGGGGAAAAUAUGACUUAGAAGUUGAAAGCUUUCUCAAUGUUCUGUAUGUUCAAAGAAUGCGUACCGCGACUGACCGGAAAGUAGUUCUGAGUAUCUAUAAGGCUAUUUUUGAUAAAACCCCUUCUAUAAAUCCGUAUCCUCGAGUUCAGCUAAAUCCUGGAUACUUAGUUGUGGGAACUGCUGCUGUUAAACGAAAUUUCACUCAGUCUAAUAUUUCCAGUGAGCAGUUGAAGAUUUUGCCUGAAAUCCGUCAGAAUCUGGAAGCCGUUGCACAUUGCGUGCAGAAUAAAUGGCUGUGCAUCCUAGUUGGACCAUCGUCCUCUGGAAAGACUUCAGUGAUCAGAAUAUUAGCUCAGUUAACAGGAUUUCCGCUUAAUGAAUUAAAUCUUUCAUCUGCGACUGACAGCUCUGAUCUUCUCGGUUGUUUUGAGCAGUACAAUGCAUUCCGUAAUUUCAGAUUGGUGGUCGCUCGAGUUCAGCAUCUUGUUGACGAGUAUAGCAGUUUGUUGUCACAGUCUUCCCAGGUGACCCUUUUGAGCAAGAGCAAAAGCCUAGUGUCCAGCUGGCUUUCCUUUUUAUACAAGAUUGAUUCAUGCCUCUUGGAAAACCCUUCAUCCUUCUUGAACGACGCUGACUCGCUCUCCAAACUAACUGAGAUCGUAGAAUAUAUGAGUAAGGUCUUGGGGGAAGGUUUUUUGCCCGUUAGUUGGUCAAGAAAGUGUCUGGACCAAAUCACGAAGACAAUAGUGAAGCUGCAAUCUGAAGAGAAAAAACAAUCAACGAAAUUUGAAUGGGUGACUGGAAUGCUGAUAAAGGCAAUAGAAAAUGGAGAGUGGGUUGUUCUUGAAAAUGCAAAUCUCUGUAAUCCCACGGUACUUGAUAGGAUCAACUCUUUGGUGGAACCUUGUGGAUCAAUCACUAUAAAUGAAUGUGGGGUUAUAGAUGGCGAACCUGUUACUGUUACUCCACACCCUAACUUUCGUUUGUUUCUGUCCGUUAAUCCCAAGUUUGGGGAGGUGUCAAGAGCAAUGCGGAAUAGAGGCGUUGAGGUAUUUAUGAUGGCGCCACACUGGCAGCUCAAUGAGGAAGCCUCUAACAGUGAUGAACUUGUGCUGAGAGGUGUGAAAAGGUUUCUUGCUCUAUCAGGUAUUCCGGGUGAUAAGCUGGUUGCGUCCAUGGCCAAAGCGCAUGUUCAUGCAUGGCGCAAUGGUCAAACCAUUGGUGUACGGAUAACGUAUCUUGAGCUUGAACAGUGGGUUCACCUCUUCCAACUGCUGCUCAUGAAUGGUAACCAACUCCUGUGGAGCUUACAGCUAAGUUGGGAGCACAUCUAUCUCUCUUCCCUUGGAGUAACUGAUGGAAAAGAUGUUGUUGAUCUUGGGCGUGAUACGUAUUUGUCAGAUACUGAAUCAUUUAUGGGUGGGAAUAUGUGCCUGUCUGGGGGAUGGCCAAAGCCUUUCAAUUUGAGAGACUUGAUGUGGUACUCAAGAGAAACAACUGUCAGGCAGAAUUGCAUGUAUCUGGAGUUUCUAGGAGCUCAAUACGCAUCACAUCAGACUGAAAUAACCUACAAUGUCAAGCUGAGAGAUAGGGAUUUGGCUGCUGGGGAACGGAGAAUAAUUUAUACUGCCGAUUCUUGGACGCUAAAUAAAAUCUUGUUUCCUAAAGCCUUAAUUGGGUCAACCCCUGCCGCAGAUACAGGAAAAAUUGACCAUGAUUCGGCUUCAAAGAAGCUAUUGUAUGCUGCCAACUGGACAAUGGAACAGGCAACCGAAGAGGACAUUCAACUCUAUCUGGUGUGGAUUAGUUGGUUUGGUUCCAGGCUGCAACAAUACUGCCCCUUUUUCCUGUGUUUUCUCAAUAUGUUGAAAGAUGAGUUGCAGCAUCCAAUCUGGAGUCAUAUAUCCAGAUGUCGAAAAAACCUGAAAUCCCUCUGCAUAGUGGAUCCAGAUGCUGUUCCAAUCCCGAUGAUGUCCUCCAAGUUGAUUGACAUAGCAGCAGCGGAUGAACAGUCAAAGCCCCUUAGUAAAACCCUCUUUGAGUCUCUUAGCUCUGUUGGCGUUCUUCGGCUUUCCUCUCAGCAGUGGGUUGCAGAAAAUAACUACAACCACACCGAUGUAUCCUCUUUUAUUCGCUUUUUGGAUUCCCUUCGCGUUUUGGAGAAGAAAAUUCUUUGCGAAAUUGUUGGAUCACCUUCUUUCUCUGUGUUGAUUCAGUUGUACACUGAAGUUAUUGAAAAACAUUCAUUCUUCUGGUCUGAUCUACUCUCGUCUUCAGAUGAGUGUAAACUGUUUUCCUUCUGGUCACUAAUAAAGGCUGUCAAAAAGUUGGAGAGUUCUUUUCCAGAAGAAGUUCAUGUGGUUUUGGAGGAAAGCAAAAAUAUUAACAAUAUAGCUUUGCAUGGUGAGCCAGAGAAGUCUUUACUAUGGGCGUAUGGUGGCCAUCCUUCCUUGCCGGUUUCUGCUGAGUUGUACCUUAAGCAGCAGAAGUUUCUACAGCUCUGCAGCACGAUUUGGCCAUUAAAAUCAGAAUCAGAUGGGCAAGGAAAUGAUCAUCUUACCAAAGCCAUUGCAUUUUCUGGCCCUGAGUUAUGUUUGCUUGCCUUGGAAGGUCUUUGCAUUUCAUCUUACAUUGCCGACAAGGAUGAUGCAGCUGCUGUUCAGCUGGAUGAGAUUAACCAGAUGUUUUUGGAGAGGAUGGAACUAGAGAAGAAGAGACUGCAGGAUAGAAUGGUUUUCAGUGAGAAUGAUAAUAUUGAAAAUAGAUCUGCGGCAUGCUGUAUUUUCCGUCCAGAGAUUGUGGCUACAGGGUUUGGCUUUAGCAGUUGGAUGGAGAUAAGUUCUAUUGCUAGAAGUGAAAGUAGUUCGUUAGAUGUAGAGUUACUUGCUGUACUUCAGCACCUCUUGGUGUCACGAUCUACUGAACAUAAGGAUCUUUUGGAUGUUCGUAAUCUGCUUAAACCUGCUCUAGAGUAUUCCUUAUCCUCAACAAGACCUCCACAGACUCUUGUAGCUCAUCAAAAACUACUGUGGGCAAUUGAUGCCCGUGCCUCUGUCCUCCGAGUGGACACCAAAAUUGCUGGUUUUGUUCUCGAAAUGUGGUACUGGUGGCAUUCUGUUUUGUGGAAAAAUUGUCAAAUUGGUCUCAUGGGCCUACAGAGUAUCUCAGAGAUCGGUAACUGUCGGGUUAUGUCGCCUUCUAUGCUGAUUCAUCCUGUGAAAGCAGCUACCAUUGAUCAUAUUCUGGAUACUGCUUUUGCUGUUAAGGACUACCCUGUUCAAUCGAUGAAAUUUCUUUCUGCUUCACGAGUUCUAUGGAAAAGCGCACAAUCCUAUCAAGAGAUGCCUGGUUCUUUACUGUCACUAGCGCGUUCCCUUUUCCAACAGAUGGUGUAUACGCACCAAAAGUCAUAUGAGCCUGAAGUGUUUGCCGAUAUCAAGUCUGCAUUUCAUGCGGUUGAGAAGAAACAGACCGAGAUUGAUGGCAUUAAGUCUCUCAUUUCACUAAUCAGCUUAUCAAGCCAUCAGAAAAUGAAAUCUGUUACUCGCUCGUUUGUCGAACCAUUGGCGAAACAUCUUUAUUUGGAGUGCUCAUCAAAUGAUUUCUACUCCAAUCUUGGUCUGGCAUGGAUUUAUCUUGGAGGACUGCGCUUCAAUCUUUUGAAUAGCUUGAAUGUUAUAGAUCCAGCCAUGAAGAUCACUUGUAAGCUGGCAGAACUACAAGAAAAAAUUUCAUCGCUGAAGCUAAACAUAGAGGUGCGGGAAGAAUGUGAGUAUCUAUCUGGAUUGCUAUACACUGGUGACAGUGACGAAAGAACUGAAUGUAGAUUAUCUAAGCUUAAAACUGAGCGUAAAAAGUUGCGAAGAAAGGUUAUUUUUCGCUCUGAUCCUAAUAAGUACCAGAAUUUAAGAAGAGCGCUGGAUGAGUUUGCGGGAUUUCUCACACGUCCAAUAAGUCUGGUUAAGGAUAUUGACAAGCUUGACUGGAACCAGGUUGUUGAGCAAGUUUUCAACUGGCAGGAGACGGCAACAUCGUUUAUUGAUCGGUUGUCCAGUGACUAUUCCGAAUAUGUUGAUAUAACUCAGCCAAUACAAGUUUCGGUAUACGAGAUGAAAUUGGGUUUAUCACUCUUUGUCUCUGGUACUCUCUUGGGAAAAAUUCUCAACAGAUUUGACGGAGACACGGUUGACUCAGUCAUGGAAUCAAUCUAUGCCUUAAUGAGAUUUCCAAGGGGCUCCUCCUUGGCUUCAGCUACCUACAUUGAGAGCUUGCCACCGCUGCACCUUUCUCAUGAUGCAGAUUCUCGUGUUAAGUCCUUAGGUUUGGAUGUUGGCUUGCUGCACAAACUGAUCUCUGUUUCAAGUGCACACGAUACGAGAAAAGUCUCCGAGUUGCAAUUCAAAACUACUCUAUAUAAAAAUAUGCAUGCUCGUGUUUCGCACUUUGUUGCAAACACUGGGCUUAUGGAUAAAGCUUCUUUUGAGAUAUUGGAUAGCAUAUAUUUUGAAUUGGCGAGAAAUUGGAUGGAGAUGAAGUUUCAAGUGAGAACAAAGGCUGACGCUCUUUCUGGGCUGUACAAAUUUCGUUCCCGUGACUUCAAAAUUGAGAGUGUCAUGAAAGUAGAUAUAUCUGCCCUUGGCAAGUACUUCCCAGAAGAUAGUUUUUGGCAGGAGUAUCUGGCUGAUGAUGAUAUGAAUCUUAUGACGCAAACUGACCAGGGUGACGAGAAUUUGGAGGAUGAUUGGGACUUGAUACAGGAGCAUGUAGAUAAUAUAUAUAGCACACAUAAUGAGUUAUUUGGUUUCUCUGACCUCUCUGAAAAGACUGGAAGAUGUAUUACUGAUAGUCAAAGGCUGGAUUCAUUCACUGAUUCCUAUGAACUGGGAGUCAAUAUGAUCAAAGGGCUGAAGGGUCUAUUUACAUCAAACUUGGAUGCAAAACUUGUUCCAGAACACCUGCUUCGUCUUUGCAUGGAAUACAAAAAGACCUUCACUUCAAACGAUAUGUCUUCCAGUAAAUACAACUUCUACAAGGACUUUGAUGGUCCUGAGCUGGGGAAAAUGGUCAAGUUUCUCACUCCUCUUCAAUUGAGAAUUUAUUCUCUAUUGCAAGAACAAGAGGAACAUCCUGGUCUUCAGAAACUUUCUGAUAUCCUUCGAAUGCUCAUGGAUAUUCCUUCAAGGACUCCGCUGGCAAAGGCUCUUCCAGGAUUGCAAUUUCUGAUUUGCAAGGUCCAGAAGUUACAGGAAGAGGGAUGUAAACUGCCCAUCUCUGAUCUUUUGGAGCCAAUUAUUUCCCUCGCAAGCUCUUGGCAGAAGUUAGAAUUUGAGUGCUGGCCUACAUUGCUUGAUGAGGUUCAGGAUCAGUUUGAACUAAGCGCAAGGAAGUUGUGGCUUCCUUUGUUUUCAGUUCUCUUCCAGAAGGAUUGUGUGGAAUUUUCAGAACAUGGAAAUGAGUCUAUUUCACAAAGUUUGGUGGAGUUCAUUGAAACGUCAAAUAUUGGUGAAUUUAGGAGACGUCUUGAGCUUCUCCUUUGCUUCCUUCUUCAUUUAAGUAUGGGUAGCUCGUUGGGAAUAUAUUCAAGUGAUUCACACAAGAGGAAGGUUGAAAUUUGCUACAAUAUUUUUGGAUUCUAUAUUCAGUUUCUACCAGUUGUUAUGGAGCAGUUAGAUUUGAAUAGAAAAAAUGUUGAAGCUCAGUUAAAGGACCAUCUAAAACUUUGUCGGUGGGAGAGGCCAGAUAAUCAUCUGCUCAAUCAUACCAUUAAAAACACCAGGCAGAAGGUCAAGAAGCUGAUACAGGAUUUUACUAACACACUGCAGCGCCCUGUAAUGCUUGACAGGCCAAACCUAGCAAAGGAAAGAGUGCAAUUUCUCCCUCUACUUGGUCCAGAUCUAAUAAAUGGUGCCUCGAACAUGAGGAUCGAGGUUCUAGUCAGUAAUUUAGAUGCAGAACAAUUGAAUGACAGGUUUUCCUGGUAUGCUGUUUGGAGAAAUAAGUUAAAGGAGUCGGUAGGACGCUUCCACCAAGAAAUGCAUUUUAAAGAAUUGCUGACGGGUGAAGAUCAUCAGUACCCUUCCCCUGUCUAUCAGGGUGAUUGGAAAAUUUUGUGGAGUACAGUUUCUAAGAUUGGUGAGAAGAUAGCUAGCUGUUCAGAUCUAUGGAGAAACAGUGAUAGAGAUGUUGCAAAAAAGAGGGCCUUGCCUGACCUUCUCAAGUCAUUGGAGCAAUGUGGUUUGCAGAAACACAAGUUUGAAAAUGUAGAGAUGUCAAAUCACUUUAAAGGGUUGCUUUACCAGCCAGCAUACGAUCCAAAUCAUCUGUUGCUGCCAACACAUACCAAAGGUAGCAUACAUACUUCCAGGGUUGUCGAAGACCAAAACAAGGAAAGAUCACUGGCUGAGUGGAGAGCGGCGAAUGAAUUUUACUUUAAGAGCUUGGCUUCAGUGCAACUCAUGUUAAAUAUUGAACGAAAACACUCAGAUAUUACAGCCGAGCAGGUCAAGCGCUCAAUCUCAUUUCUCAACCAUCUUGUGGAAAUACAACGGCAGCAAAGGAAAACUGCUUACGGUUUUGCUGAACUUCUAAACUGCUUUCGCCAUCGUGUUUUACCCUUAGCAAAAUUACUUGGAGAUUCAGUUGAGGAGGACAGAAAGGAUGAUUCUUUGUUGAGUUUUCCCCAAAAUCAACAUGCUAUAUUCAGUUGCAUGUGGCUACAAAAGCAACUAUUUGAUAAGAUUAGUGCAAUGCUUCUGGAGGAAUUGGCGUUGCUGAGAACAAUUGGAAGUACACACUUGGACUCCUGUCAAAGUGUUAAAACUUCAUCACAUAGUUUACUCAGCUUAAUAGAAAAGCUAAUUCCCAUCGCUCAAAAUUCUAAGGCUUCACUGGAUAGGCUUCUACUUGAUUCCAACGGUUUUAUCAGUACGCCAAGUAGCUGUCUUAAUCAGUUUGUCACACAGCAUAUGGUUAAGCUGCUAUGCCAUAACCUUGACCAGCUUACGGACCUGGAAAAUCAAAUUUCGUCUUUCUGUGAAGACAAUGAGAAAACCUAUGCUACAGACGUUCUUCUUAGUCAUUUUUCCCCCUUCUUUAAAGAGGGGAAAUUACUGGCUGAAAAUCUGAACUGUUUACUUGAAACGGGAGACCAAUCAAAUGGAAUGGAACCCAAGGAACAAGCUGCUUUUGAAGCAAAUUUGGCAAAUGCAUUUGCAAAUGUUAAGGAUGUGAUUGGAAAGCUUUGCUCUUAUAAAGACGGAAGUGUAUCUCAGGAAGAGGAAGGGAAUAUUCUUAUGUGGGAUGGUCUGUUUAAGAAGGCAGAAAAUGACCUGAGCCUUGAUAGCCUAUGCAAACUGCUGUCAGAAACAUUUGGUUCCAUUGAAAAACUAUUGAACUCAUCGGGCGUCCUUUCAGCUUGUGUUGGAGACCAGUUGAAGCAACUUCAAGCAUUUUUGGAUCUGUUAUUGAACUUUGGCGAUUCUUACCUCCAAGAGUUUUUAACGAUAAGUAAAAGGGUGUCAUUGAUAACCCAUGUCCUUGCAACCGUUCUGGCCGAUCUAUUUACAAAAGGGUUUGGCAUCUCCAAAAACGAUGAAGAUGAUGACUCUAAAGCUGAAAAAUCAGAAGCGGCAGAAGGCACUGGAAUGGGAGAUGGUGUGGGAGCAAAAGAUGUAAGUGACCAAAUCGAAGAUGAAGAUCAACUGCGUGGCACAGAUAAGAAGGAAGAAGAAGAGAAAGAGCAAGAUACUCCGGACGAUGUGCUGGAUAAGAAUAAAGGUAUUGAGAUGACGGACGAAUUUGAGGGAAAAGAAUAUAGUCUUAGUGAAGAUUCGGAAGAAGAAAAGGAGGACGAGGAAAGCGGCGAUGAGCAGUUGGACUCUAAAAUGGGAGAUGCGGGUUCUGAUGCUGAAAAAGAUGAUGAAAAGCCGUGGGACAAAGAUGAAGAUGAGGAGGCAGGCAAUAAGAAUGAGAAGAAUGAAUCGGGACCAUCUGUUGCUGACAAGGACACAAGUUCAAGGGAGCUACGAGCGAAGGAUGAUGAUGAUGUUGACACUGCCGAUGAGCCUGAGGAGUCCAAUACUUCAGACAAACCGGAAGAAGGAAACGAGGAGAAUGUGGAUCAGGAUAACUGUGGUGACCCAGAAAAUUUAGAAGAUGAAAUCAAGAACCAAGAAGCACUUACAGAUACAUCUGGCCCAACUCCUGAGAUGGGCAAUGAACAGACUGAUGAUGCCAUGGAGAUUGACGAAACAGAUGAGGUUGAAAAGGAAGAUGAGCAGGAAGAACCUUGUCCGGAAGAUCAAAAGCAUCCUGAAGAAGUUGAAAAUGAUCAAGAGACGCAAGAGCCUGCUGAGGAAACAAUGGAGGCUGGGACUGAAGAUGUAUCUGAAUCACCCCAAAAAGAGGAACCUGGAAAUGAUCUUGAACAGAAAUCUGAAACGGAACCGAUUGAGGGAAAAGAAGUCAUGUCAGAAGACAUGAAGCCGAACGUCUGUGAUGAUAAUAUUUCUGGUGUGGACGCUGGUUCACACAAUCCUCAUGGCUCUAACGGAUUGGGGGCAGGAAGUACAGCACCGCAAGAAAAUUUGGCAGCUACUAAUGUUUCGGAGGAGCUAACAGAUUCAAUGGAUCCGCCUUCGGGUAGUAAUACUGAGAUGAACCUCACGAUGACUAGCAUGGCCAGUGGUGAGACGUUGACAGACAACAUACCAAAGAUGGAAGUUCCUCAGAGCCAGUCAUCUACAUCUCAGCAAACCAAGGUGAAUCCUUAUAGGAACGUUGGUGAUGCAUUGAAGGAGUGGAAAGAAAGAAUUAAGGUUUCCUCAGACCUUGGAGAAAAGCAAGAAGCCGAAAAUGAGAUGGAAGACCCUGAUGCCGGUGAAUAUGGAUUUGCUUCUCAGUUUGAUGAAGGAACUUCCCAAGCUCUAGGACCUGCGUUGCCUGAGCAAGUGAACACAGAUAUGAGAGAGGGGGAAUCCGAGGACGAAAAACUCGCAGGUAAUCAAGAUGAAGCCUCCCCGAUGGAUAUUGAUGAUGCGAACCCCGAAAACAAACCUGCUGUUCAGUCCAAACCGUCUAUCAUGAAUAGCACCGCUGAACCAGUCCAGGAACCAGAUACAGACAGGACCCUCCAAGAGAACUCGCCUAUCCAGAAUGUUGGUGAUGGUAACAGCAUGAUGGACUCUAUGGUCUCUGUUGACAAUACGUUCAUGGGGGAAGAUGCAUGUAAUCCUGACUGGAUGCAAGUGGCCGAUAAGGACACGGAAAGCAAUCAGGAUAAUGAAGAUCCUGAUGCCAGAAGUAAUGCAGUUAUUCUUUGGAGGAGAUGUGAGUUGCUUACUACGAAACCGUCUCAGGAGCUGGCUGAGCAGCUGCGCCUUAUCUUGGAACCGACACUUGCUAGCAAACUCAGUGGUGAUUACAGAACGGGUAAAAGGAUCAACAUGAAAAAGGUUAUUCCAUACAUAGCAAGUCACUAUAGGAAAGAUAAAAUCUGGUUGAGGAGGACAAAGCCAAACAAGCGUGACUACCAGGUUGUUAUUGCUGUGGAUGAUUCACGCAGUAUGUCGGAAAGCGGAUGUGGUGACUUUGCUAUUAGAGCUUUGGCAACUGUGUGCCGAGCAAUGUCACAGCUUGAGAUGGGAAGUUUGGCGGUUGCAAGUUUCGGGAAGAAAGGAAGCAUAAAGAUGUUACAUGACUUUGGAGAGUCAUUCACCACAGAAUCUGGUAUCAAGAUGAUCUCAGGCUUAACGUUUAAACAAGAAAAUCUCAUAGAAGAUGAGCCAAUCUUCAAUCUGCUGAGAAACAUGAAUGAAAUGCUAGAGAGUCUGGCCAGCACAAGACGGCAGUCUUCAGGCAGCAACCCACUUCAACAACUUGUGCUAAUCAUCGGUGAUGGCAAGUUCCAUGAGCGAGAGAAGUUGAAACGAUCUGUGAGAAAGUUUCUCCAGCAGAAGCGUAUGGUGGUGUAUCUACUUCUCGAUAACGCUGAACAGUCUGUCCUGGAUCUGAAGGAGUUUGUGCAGACAGAGAAAACUCUACAGCAAAUGACGUAUAUGGAUUCAUUCCCAUUCCCAUACUACAUUGUACUGAGAGAUAUUGAAGCCUUACCCAGAACACUUGGUGAUGUCCUGAGACAGUGGUUUGAGCUGAUGCAAAGCUCGCGGGACUGAACCCUUGUUGCAUGAGAAAGGUCGAGGGCUGAAAUUUUGUUCGUCUGGUGUGACUCUUUAGCUUUUAGACUUUUGUAUACAUUAUUAUAUAGAAAAUACCAAUGUUAUUCACAUCACAAUUAGAACCAUGAAUGCUGUUUUUUUCUUUCAUAUAUAUAUGUAAAAGGGUCCUCUUCCCUUCUCUU